UGAAAUUGACGUCACGAUCAUGACGACUAGUCACAUUUCGUUGUUUCGAUCAAACAAGCGGCAAAGUUUGGUUUUGCACGUUUCUGUCUGCUGCGUAUAUUAUUAUUAAUCAUGAAGAUCGAGGAGGUGAAAAGUACUGCAAAAACUCAAAGAAUUUCUUCCCACACGCACAUAAAAGGCUUGGGACUUGACGAAAAUGGAAAUGCAAUUCAAAUGGCAGCAGGACUCGUUGGUCAGCAAAUGGCCAGAGAGGCUGCCGGAAUCGUCGUAGACAUGAUAAGAUCCAAAAAGAUGGCCGGUCGAGCAGUUCUCUUAGCGGGUCCUCCGGGUACAGGAAAAACCGCAAUCGCCCUAGCAAUAGCCCAAGAAUUGGGAAACAAAGUUCCCUUCUGCCCGAUGGUAGGCUCAGAAGUCUAUUCUUCGGAAAUAAAAAAAACGGAAGUUCUCAUGGAGAAUUUUCGACGAGCGAUCGGUCUCAGAAUCAAGGAAACGAAGGAAGUUUAUGAGGGUGAGGUCACCGAAUUGACUCCCGUCGAAACCGAGAAUCCAAUGGGUGGAUAUGGAAAAACCGUCUCGCAUGUUAUCGUUGGGCUCAAAACCGCAAAAGGAACGAAGCAAUUAAAAUUAGAUCCUUCGAUUUACGAGUCUCUUCAAAAAGAGAAAGUGGAAACCGGAGAUGUAAUUUAUAUCGAGGCAAAUAGCGGAGCGGUCAAAAGACAAGGCAGAAGCGACAAUUUCGCGACCGAAUUCGACUUGGAAGCUGAAGAGUAUGUUCCGCUACCUAAAGGCGAUGUUCACAAGAAGAAGGAAGUCAUCCAGGAUGUUACUCUUCACGAUUUGGAUGUUGCGAAUGCGAGACCGCAGGGAGGCCAGGACAUAAUGUCGAUGAUGGGCCAGUUGAUGAAGCCAAAGAAAACUGAAAUUACAGAUAAACUGAGAAAGGAAAUAAACAAAGUUGUGAACAAAUACAUAGACCAAGGAAUUGCCGAGUUGGUGCCUGGUGUUUUAUUCAUCGACGAGGUCCACAUGCUGGACAUUGAGACAUUUACUUACCUCCAUCGUGCACUCGAAAGUGCAAUUGCACCAAUCGUGAUUUUUGCGACAAAUCGCGGAAAGUGUAUAAUCAGAGGCACAGAGGACAUUUCUUCGCCGCACGGAAUUCCUCUUGAUUUGCUGGAUCGGCUUUUGAUAAUCAAGACUCUCCCCUACGCGAGGAAUGAAAUGGAACAAAUUGUCAAACUCAGAGCGGCGACUGAAGGCCUCCACGUUGAGGACGAUGCUCUCGCAACCCUUGGAGACCUGGGCACGAAGACGACUCUCAGGUACGUGGUGCAACUUCUCACACCUGCUGCAUUAACAGCAAAAAUCAGCGGGAGGACGAAUAUCAAAAAAGAAGACAUCGACGAGGUCGGAUCGCUCUUCCUCGACGCCAAAUCUUCGGCGAAAAUUCUUACUCAGCAGGCUUCUAAGUUUAUGAAAUAGUUUUUCUGCUUUAGUCUUAAAACUAGUUUUAAGAUUUUUUACGCUUGAAGAAAUGACAAUAUUUUUUUUUGUUUCCUUCUUACUUUGUUCCAGACGAGCUUUGAAUAAACGUUCAAUGAUUCUAGUUUCUUUAAAA
Messenger RNA from Belonocnema kinseyi, 1618 nucleotides. RefSeq names its product ruvB-like 1 (gene pont). Bases 112 to 1482 code for a protein of 456 amino acids. The transcript has 3 exons. Gene Ontology annotation, cellular component: NuA4 histone acetyltransferase complex; Swr1 complex; R2TP complex. The record is from RefSeq and is a predicted model, not a curated record. Gene Ontology annotation, biological process: box C/D snoRNP assembly; regulation of transcription by RNA polymerase II; chromatin remodeling. Gene Ontology annotation, molecular function: DNA helicase activity; ATP binding; ATP hydrolysis activity. NCBI's taxonomy places the organism in Eukaryota, Metazoa, Arthropoda, Insecta, Hymenoptera, Cynipidae.